CGUUGUGGGCGGGGCCGGCGCGGCCGGUGUGGCUCGCGCUGCGGCAGCGGCGGCUCCGAGCGGGGCCCGGCCCGGCCCGGCCGCUUCUCCCCGGCCCCGCCCGGCCCGGCCCGGCCCGGCCCGGCCCGGCCAUGGCGCUGCUGCGGGCGGCCGCGCUGCCCGCCGAGGGCUGCCCGGCCUGGCUGCCCACGCACGUCCAGGUGACGGUGGUGCGGGCCCGCGGGCUGCGCUGCAAGGGCGGCGGCGGCGGCAAAGGCAAAGCGGGCGGCAGCGACGCGUACACCGUGAUCCAGCUGGGCCGCGAGAAGUACAGCACCUCGGUGGCCGAGAAGAGCGGCGGCAGCCCCGAGUGGAGGGAGGAAUGUGCCUUCGAGCUGCCCCCCGAGCCCGGGGCCUGCCCCGGGCUGGUGCUCACGGUGAUGCACCGGGCGCUGGUGGGCAUGGACCGGUUCCUGGGCCAGGCCCUGGUGCCCCUGGAGCCCGCCCGGCAGCGCGGCCGCGAGCCCGACGAGCGGUGGCACAAGCUGCACUCCAAGGCUGGGAAGAAGGAGAAGGAGCGUGGUGAGAUCCUGGUGAGCAUCCAGUUCACGCGGAACAGCCUCACUGCCAGCAUGUUCGACCUGUCCAUGAAGGACAAGCCGCGCUCGCCCUUCGGCAAGCUGAAGGACAAGGUGACGGGCAAGAAGAAGUACGACCUGGAGUCGGCCUCUGCCAUCAUCCCCAGCAGCGUGGGAGCCCUGGACAUGGAGGACGACUUCGAGCUCGGCGGCAAGAAGUCCAAAGUCAAGGGCUUCUUCCUGAAGAACAAACUGCGCAAGUCAUCCCUGACGCAGUCCAGCACGUCCCUGGGCUCCGACAGCACCAUCUCCUCUGCCAGCCUGAGCCUGGCGGGCAGCGCCGCCGAGGUGCCCAAAUCCCCGAGCAGACAGGGCAGCCUGUCCACCGAGCGCUCCGUGAGAGACCUGCUGUCCUCGCCGAAGCCGAGCCACAAGCGGGCGUUGAGCGACGAUGCGGGCGCGGCGCCGCGGGGCCCGCAGAGCCCACGGGGCCCGCAGAGCCCGCGGGCCGGGCCCGAGCCCGCGCCGCGCUCGUCGCUCUGCAUCAACGGCAGCCACGUGUACGGCCAGGAGCCCCGGCGGCACGACGAGGGCCCCGCCUUCGCCCCCCUGCACCCCGAGCCCCACGAGGCGCCCUGGGCGCUGGAGAGGGCCCCGCACAGGGACGAGCCCAGGUUCAUCCCGUCCCCGCCCAGCCUGGCGCUGCAGGAGGAGCUCAAGGUGUCCACCAAGGCCGUGACCCUCAGCAACCACCUGGGCAGGGCCCGCAUGGAGGAGAGCGCUCGCCUGGAGGGCAGGGCCGCCCCGGCCGCCGAGCCGGGCAGGGACGGAGCGCCCGAGGACGGCGGCAAGGACGACAAGAAAGCCAAGGGAGGCUUCUUCCACCACGGGGGCAAAGGCCAGGGGGACAGAGGGACCCCCGCCCACGCCGCGGCUGCGGGGGAUGAGAGGAGUAAGAGCAGCGGCUGGUUUGGGUCCAAGGAGCCCAAAGAGUCCCCUCAGAAACCCAGUUUCCCGCCUGGGCCGCGUGCCGCACCAGAGGUCGCUGGGAGCUUUUAUUCCUCUGAGGAUUGCAGUCCCUCUGCCUCCCCAAGGCAGGCAGACCCCGAGAGGGAGGCUCCAGCCCAAAGCCUUGGUGUCCCCGUGCCAGAAACCACUCCCCCAGCACCGGGAGAGCUCCCUCCUGCCGACACCGACCCCGCCGUGCCCCCGCUGCCCUCCGAGUGGGACGACACCUUCGAUGCCUUUGCCACCAGCAGGCUCAAACCCGAGCGAAAGACAGAGAACUUCUUUGCCUCGGUGGCAGCAGAGGGCAUGGCUUUCAUUGACGACCUCGACAGAGCCAGCCCGACCGAGAGCUCAGCGCAGCCGCCCUGCCAGAAGGGCUCCAAAGCGUUUGAAAAGGCCGAGUCACCCAUGGGCGCCGAAAUCCCUGCAGCUCUCCGCUCCUGGACAAACUUCUCCAGUUUAGACGUGGGGGCCAACCUGGUGAGCACCACCCAGGAGGCCACGGUGAUCGAGGACGUGCUGAGCCCUGUGUCCGCGGGCUCCAUGGCGGGGAGGAGGAAAAGCAGCACGCCCAUGCUCUGGACAGCCGCGCUCGCCUCGGGCAGCCCCGGGGACAAAGAGGCGUCAACAGCAGCGAGCACUGAAAAUAGCGCUAGGGAGGAAGGGGACAGCGGCGAGGAGGAGUCCGGUGGCACAGGGACAAACGGCUGGAUGACCAUAGCCACGGAAAGUGCCGCUGACCCCUCCGAGAGCGCCCCGAGCGCGGCCGAGGAGCGCGAGGGCGCCUUCGGCCCGCGGCCGCCCUUCCUGGCCGAGGGCACCUUUGAAGCCCAGGGCUCGUCCCGUGCGUUGCCCAGGAGCUCCCUGCCCCCCGAGCUGGCCCCCGAGGCCCUGCCCGGCAGCCCCGUGGCGGCCGUGCCCCCGCGGGUGCUCGGGGACGUGGCACAGCGAAGGUUCCCCGAGGCGGGCGCGGAGCCGGGGGUUGGCCAGGAGGGCGCCGUGGACAUCCGCAGCUCGGUGUUCCGGCUGCAGGCCAGCAUGCGGCUGCAGGCCAGCGACGGCCUCCUGCAGCUGGGCUGCGACGCCCACGAGAGGCGCGCGGUGCUGGCCCCGUGGGCAGCGCCCCAGGAGCCGGCGCCCGGCCCGCCCGUGCCGCCCCCCAAACCUCCCCGGUGGUUUGCGGCCGCAGGAGCCGUGGGGGACAGCGAGGAGGAGGAGCCUGGUGGCAGCCAGCGAGGCAAACAGGAGCAGUGGGAGGACUCAGAGGGCCCGAGAGCAGAGAUGGAAUUGCCCAGGAGCCGUGGGAGCAGCGAGCCCUCGGUGCCAGCGCCUCCCAGCCUGCCCACACCGGGAGCGGACGCCACUGAAGCCGGGAGCGAGUUCCCAGCGCCUGAAGAUGCCAGAGCUGCUGUCGUGGACUCAGCAGCUGGCCUGGAGACAGGGGACACCUCUGUGGGGGAACAGCCAUCAGAGAUGAACCAGACAGAUGUGCCUGAGCAGUUUGAGACUUGCACAUCCAAGCUCUCCCUGGAUGGACUGGAGCAGUCUGGUGCGGAGGAGAGCUGGAGGCAGCCCCGUUUAUCCCCUCAGACGCAGGGGCCCACAGACAGUGCCAAGUGGGAAAUGGCCUCCAAACAGGAGCUGUUCCCCGAGGAGCUCAGUAUUUCAGGACUAAACCCUCCUUCCAAGCUAGACCUGGGCCAGCCAGCCAGCUGGACGGCUCUGGAAGAGCAGGAGGCAGCUGGGCACCCACAGCCCCAAAGGUCAGAACGUGGGGAGAGCCCGUCCCAGCUGGAGUUGGUGUUUGAGGAUGGUGAGGGGCCGGCAGGAGAGCAGCACGAGCCCCGUGCCCCUCCCGAGGAGACAGAGCAGGGCAGGGAUCCCCCCAGCGAGGAGCCCCAGGGGCGCUCGGCAGAGAGCAGGAUAGACUGCAAGAAAGCCGAUUUCUGGAGGCCAGAUAGGGCACAGGAGAGGCACGCACAGGGAGCUUCAGCCCUGAGGAAUCCCUUUACCCUGGCGCUGAGCCCCAACUCCCCGAGCAACCCCUUCGUGGAGAAGCCCCCGGCCCCUCUCCCUGUCCAGGCUGUGCUGCCUGAAAAGCUUGAGCAGGGCAACUUCAGCUUCCUCAGCCUGCAGGAGGAAGCCCCCGGGCACGGCUUGCCGCCCACUAACGCUACCCCCCUGCAUGCCAGCCAGCCCCUGGCCUUCUCCACCCCUUUCCUGGCGGCUGCCACUAACCCCGAGCCGUGUGGCCCCCGCCGGGCCCCCGCGGGGGUCCCCGCCCGCCGCGCCGCCGCCCGGCCGCGCCCGCAGCCCGGGGACGCACGGCCUGCAGCGCCCCCGCUUCUGCCCAGGGAGACACGGCCGGCUGAGGAGCCCCUCGGCCUGCACACGACCAGCCCCCACCCCGUGAGGCCCCUGAGUGCUGUGCAGGAGGGCUCCAGCGAGAGGAAGCAGCAGCACAGGGCCAGCCUGAGCUCGGCGCUGAGCAAUGGCCUGGAGAGGCUGAAGAUGGUGACCACGAGCAGCGUCCAGCCCGUGGCCCCGGCCUCCCACCCGGACAAAUCCGAGCCCACGGGAAAGGAGCCUGCCCAGCCGGACCAGUCAGCCAAGUAUUACCACCUGACCCACGACGAGCUGAUCCAGCUGCUGCUGCAGAAGGAGGGCGAGCUGAGCAAGAAGGAGGAGCACAUCCAGGAGCUGGAGAACUACAUCGACCAGCUGCUGGUGCGCAUCAUGGAGCAGUCCCCCACGCUGCUGCAGAUCCCCCUGGGCGGGGGCCAGGCCCCCUGAGCCCGCCCGGGGCAGCAGCCCCGCAGAGCCCCACGCUGCCCCGCACCCCUCCUCGCACCCGAGGGCUCCGGCUGCUCUCCCCACUCCCACAGGAAGGGUCCUCUGCUCCUUCCCGGCCCACGCUUGCCCCAGCCGGCUCCAGGGAGCUGUAGGGUGGUGGCUGCCAGCACCCUACGGGGAGGAGCAGAGCCCUCCCCAUCGGGCGGGCGCCUCCGCAGCUUCCCGGCGCUGUCACCAAGUGCCACCUCCCGGGCACUCCUCCUGCCACAGCUUUAAGUGACCCAUGGACAUCUGAGAGCUGGAAACCAUCUCCCCGUGACUUCAUCCUGCUGCUGCUCCUCUGCCCACACUCCUCCUCCCUGUCCCCUGAGGUGGUGUCCCCUGGGUGGUGUUGGGGACGCUCAGACCCAGUUCCUGACCAGAGCCCGUGGGACUCCUCCUCCCCUCCUGCCCCAGUCCCCCCAGGGAAGGGUGAAGAGCCAUCUCCAGUUCGUGCCACUCCCUGAGCACAGGGGGAUGCUCCACAAAGGGACAGUGCCACAGUCUGAGGGCUGGGGAGGUGCCAGAGCCUGGCUGGGCCACGCUGGCCCUGUCACAGCGCCAGUGCCAGGGUGACACUGCCUGGUCCCUCACGGCUGGACUGGGAAUAAGGCAAAGGGAACGUGGGAUGGUGCCCCAGGAGUGCUGCAGGAGAUCCUCUGCAUGCCCCACCCAGCAUGGGGCUGUGUGCCCUGCAGGCACUGAGGAGUGCAGAACCCCCACAGUUUCCACUCAGUAUUCCCAGGAAUGCUCUGCCUCUGCCUCGCCUGUCCCAGCGCAGCAGGAAACACCCCUGGAGCAAGGCCUGGGGCUCUGAGCCCUCUGCAGGGCCCCAGUGGGGUCAGGCACCCCAAGCUCUGCUGGCACAGCCCACAGUUCCCAAAUCCCUAGUGCCCAGCCUGCUCCCCUGCGCACAGGCACCGCUGGGAUCAGCUCUCCUCUGCCCCUCUGAGCCCUGAGCGGCCACCAAGGGGCUCUGAUUUACCUGCCUGAACGGCUGGUUUGGAGCUACUGCAGAAGGGAGAGCAAGGACGGUGUUCCCUCCCUCAUCCUGCCGGGAUUUUGGCUGGAGAAGGCUCCCGUGCAGGCAGAGGGGCAGUUGGAGUGGCAUUUCAACAUGAAAGGCUUCUUCUCCCUCUUCUCUGUCUCCCAAAGUUACUGGGCUCUUUUAAAACCUCCCUGCUCUUCUCUUUGUUUGCUUCAAUAUAGACUUUGGAGAAUGGUGCCUUUUGCCAUAGGCCAGUAGCAGUUUCCUACCCCAAAAAGGCUCUGCAAUCCCAUUCUCAGUCCCACACAACCUGCCUGGGGCGGGUCCCUCCUGUUUUCCUUGUCAGCCAAGAAAAGGGAGUUAAUUGUUGCCCACGGACAGCAGAGCCUCCCCCGAGCUGUGCAGGAGCCCUGGGUCCUGCCAGGAGUUCUGCACAGCAGCUCAGGAGAGGUGGAGGCAGAGAUCAGGAGCUGGCAGGGCAGGCUGAGUAUUCCAAGAUGAACUGGAGACAGACAGUGUUGGGCCAGGGAAAGGGAGCUCUGGAGAGCUGCAUGAGAAGGAGAGGAGGGUUUGUUUCCUGGGAGAACACCAGCCAUGAACCUCCCACUCCUUCCUGCCUGUCCCCUCCUGGGAAACACCUGAGGGUUUGCACUGCUCCAGCUGCUCCUCCUGUAGCUGCUCCUCCUCCCUCUGUGUUUCUGGGGUUUCUGGGAUGGGAGUGUCCAGGGGAAGGCGUUUCUCCCGUUUCAGACAGACCAGGAGGCUCUCUGGCAGCCCGAGCCCCUCUCUGGGUGCCCACCCGUGUCCCUGUGAGCUGCAGGCAGCCAGGGAGGAGCUGUGGGCCCCGGGAUGCAGCGCUGGGAAAGCAGCAGGAAUGAGUGCUGGGAAAAGGGAGAGGAGUGUCCCAGGAGGGCAUUGACGGGGGAGGUGCCUCAACAUCUCCCACGGGAGCCAGGGCCCCUCUCUGGCUCCCACUCCACACAAACAUGCUGCUCUUGGCCCUGUGCCCCUGCAGGGAUGGGUGCUGGUGCUCCCCACACAAGUGCCAAUGUUUAUAUGGAUCCCAGGCACCUCCUUCCCACCUCUCCCUCCUCUCCCAUCGUGUCUCACCGCCUCCCUCAGCCCCCUCUGCCUUAGUCAGCUCUGCCUUGUUUUGCUCCAAAAGCUUGAAUGUUUUGCACUUGAAUAUAAAAAGUUACUCUCAGAGCUCAGCAGGUUGUACCAGGUGUGCAGCCCUGCCAGCAGUAGGUGCUUCCACAUCUCCUGCCUUUCCAGCAAUAGGUGCUUCCACAUCUCCUGCCUUUCCAGCAAUAGGUGUUUCCAUAUCUCC
Messenger RNA from Prinia subflava (tawny-flanked prinia), 6715 nucleotides. It is a transcript of the gene RAB11FIP5, whose product is annotated as RAB11 family interacting protein 5. The record is from RefSeq and is a predicted model, not a curated record. Gene Ontology annotation, molecular function: small GTPase binding. Lineage: Eukaryota; Metazoa; Chordata; Aves; Passeriformes; Cisticolidae. The transcript has 6 exons. Gene Ontology annotation, cellular component: early endosome; secretory granule; mitochondrion. The coding region runs from base 132 to 4358 and encodes 1408 amino acids. Gene Ontology annotation, biological process: regulated exocytosis.